AUGGAUUUAUUUUCCCACUCUCCUCCAGAGGACGAUAUAAAGCUCAAUUCAACCCUCUUCUACUGGCCGCAAAAUGUGGUUGACGUGCUAGAUGUGGCCAACAGUCGCCUGAAUGGCCUACGGGAGAGUUCUGAGGAGGCUCUGAGGGCACGAGUAAUUGCCCUCGAGAAAUCCAUCACCUCCUCCAGUGGAAGCAUCGAACAGAUGCAGAAACGCGAAGUGCUCUCUAAUGACGAGAUUAAUCGGGCUAAUGUCAUGCUGGACGCCUUCGACGCCAUGCUGCAGGGCUUCACGGACGAGGCUGAUGCCAUCAUAAGGGAAGAGCAGUUGCUCCAGUUUGAAGAGAGCUCGUUUCCAGAGAUUCAGGAGAUGAAGAAGGCAAUGCUGCCCUACAGUCGCCUGUGGCGGACUGCAAGAGACUUUGACGCCAAAAGCAAGGAAUGGCUUCGAUCGCCCUACGACAAGGUGGAUGCUAUGGAAGUGGACAGCAUCAUCACUGAUAUGUACAAACUGAUUCACAAGCUAACCAAGACACUGAUUGAUCAGCCUGGCUCUCUCAAGGUCGCCCAGAAACUCCGCGUAAGUCCGAUGUGCCGGUGUGACCGAUAUUUAAACCAGUACCUCCUCCGUGUUAACGUCUAA
Molecule: messenger RNA, 642 nt
Organism: Dibothriocephalus latus
Lineage: Eukaryota; Metazoa; Platyhelminthes; Cestoda; Diphyllobothriidea; Diphyllobothriidae
Source: the annotation of a GenBank genome assembly